Messenger RNA from Talpa occidentalis (Iberian mole), 2610 nucleotides. It is a transcript of the gene CRY1, whose product is annotated as cryptochrome circadian regulator 1. The record is from RefSeq and is a predicted model, not a curated record. Gene Ontology annotation, molecular function: DNA binding; FAD binding. Bases 59 to 1816 code for a protein of 585 amino acids. Gene Ontology annotation, biological process: negative regulation of DNA-templated transcription; circadian regulation of gene expression; entrainment of circadian clock by photoperiod. The transcript is spliced from 13 exons. NCBI's taxonomy places the organism in Eukaryota, Metazoa, Chordata, Mammalia, Eulipotyphla, Talpidae. Gene Ontology annotation, cellular component: cytoplasm; nucleus.
ACCCGGCUUCCUUAGGCGGCCCGGUGCAGGGGCUCGGGGGGCCCGCCGCGCCCCCGGCAUGGGGGUGAACGCCGUGCACUGGUUCCGAAAGGGGCUCCGGCUCCACGACAACCCGGCCCUGCGCGAGUGCAUCCAGGGCGCCGACACCAUCCGCUGCGUCUACAUCCUCGACCCCUGGUUCGCGGGCUCCUCCAACGUGGGCAUCAACAGGUGGCGAUUUUUGCUUCAAUGUCUUGAAGACCUCGAUGCCAAUCUACGAAAAUUAAACUCUCGUCUGUUUGUGAUUCGUGGACAACCAGCAGAUGUGUUCCCCAGACUUUUCAAGGAAUGGAACAUUACUAAACUUUCAAUUGAGUAUGAUUCUGAGCCCUUUGGAAAGGAACGAGAUGCAGCCAUUAAGAAACUGGCUACUGAAGCUGGAGUAGAAGUCAUUGUACGAAUUUCACAUACUUUAUAUGACCUAGACAAGAUCAUAGAACUCAAUGGUGGACAACCACCUCUUACUUAUAAAAGAUUCCAGACCCUCAUCAGCAAAAUGGAACCUCUAGAAAUACCAGUAGAGACAAUUACAUCAGAAGUGAUAGAAAAAUGUACAACUCCUGUGUUUGAUGACCAUGAUGAGAAAUAUGGAGUCCCUUCACUGGAAGAACUAGGUUUUGAUACAGAUGGCUUAUCGUCUGCAGUGUGGCCAGGAGGAGAAACUGAAGCACUUACACGUUUGGAAAGGCAUUUGGAAAGAAAAGCUUGGGUGGCAAAUUUUGAAAGACCGCGAAUGAAUGCAAAUUCUCUGCUUGCUAGCCCUACUGGGCUUAGCCCCUAUCUUCGAUUUGGUUGUUUGUCAUGUCGACUGUUUUACUUCAAAUUAACAGAUCUCUACAAAAAGGUAAAGAAGAAUAGCUCCCCUCCACUUUCCCUUUAUGGGCAAUUAUUAUGGCGUGAAUUUUUCUAUACAGCAGCAACAAAUAAUCCACGCUUUGAUAAAAUGGAAGGAAACCCUAUCUGUGUUCAGAUUCCCUGGGAUAAGAAUCCUGAAGCUUUGGCAAAAUGGGCAGAAGGCCGUACAGGCUUUCCAUGGAUUGAUGCCAUCAUGACACAGCUUCGGCAGGAGGGUUGGAUUCACCAUUUAGCCAGACAUGCGGUUGCUUGCUUCCUGACACGAGGUGACUUGUGGAUUAGUUGGGAAGAAGGAAUGAAAGUAUUUGAAGAAUUAUUGCUUGAUGCAGAUUGGAGCAUAAAUGCUGGAAGUUGGAUGUGGCUUUCUUGUAGUUCCUUUUUCCAACAGUUUUUUCACUGCUAUUGCCCUGUUGGUUUUGGUAGGAGAACAGACCCCAAUGGAGACUACAUCAGGCGUUAUUUGCCUGUUCUAAGAGGCUUCCCUGCAAAAUAUAUCUAUGAUCCCUGGAAUGCACCAGAAGGAAUUCAGAAGGUAGCCAAAUGUUUGAUAGGAGUUAAUUAUCCUAAACCAAUGGUGAACCAUGCUGAAGCAAGCCGUUUGAAUAUUGAAAGGAUGAAACAGAUCUAUCAGCAACUUUCACGAUAUAGAGGACUAGGUCUUCUUGCAUCAGUGCCUUCUAAUCCUAAUGGAAAUGGAGGCCUCAUGGGUUAUUCUCCUGGAGAAAAUAUCCCAGGUUGUAGCAGCAGUGGAAGUUGUCCUCAAGGGAGUGGUAUUUUACAUUAUGCUCAUGGAGAUAGUCAGCAGACUCAUUUAUUAAAGCAAGGAAGAAGCUCUCUGGGCACUGGUCUCAGCAGUGGGAAGCGUCCUAGUCAGGAAGAGGACAUGCAAAGUCCUAAAGUCCAGAGACAGAGCACUAAUUAGAUAAUAUGAGGCCUAAAUUUUUCAGUGACUGAAACAAAAUCAGUUAAUUCCAGGACAAGAGAAAUACAUCUCUACUGGACAAAACGUUGCACUCAGCUUUAUGGUCAUCUGCAUCAAUGAACUUUGAAUUUUUUUCUUGACUUCUUUUUUUUUCACUUUUUUAUUGAAGUCAGAGUUCAUAAUCACAUUACAUAAACAUUACAUAAAUGUGCAUCAUUAAAAAUCAACAAUGAUUUUAAAUUUGAAAAGCUUAUGAUACUAUGCUAGUUUUUCACAGAAAAAGACAUCUUUUUUCUUUGCUAUGUGACCAAAAAUCUUAGAACAAUUACAGUGGCCUUAUACAUUUUAGUAGUAUUAAUAUAAUCCCAAAUGAACCUCCCCCAAAAUCUUUGCCUCUUAAGUGUUUAUAAAUUUCUUUUAUCUAAACUUCUAAUAUCUAAAUUCUUUUCAAUGUGAGACUGGUCUUGGGAAGUAUAGAAAAGUCAUAGGUGUACUCAUUUUAGAGACAUGAGAUACUGUUUUGUGAUUUAAAGUUAUCCAAAGGGUAUUUUUCAGUUCAUCUGUCAGUUUGUAAAGACUUGUUUCUUCAGUUAUAUUAAAUUGUUUACAUGUAAAAAAUUAUAAGUUUUCAAUGGCAACCUAUUUAGACUACAAAUUUCUUGAAAAUUAGAUCAAUAAACAUUCAUCAGACUUUUAUCUUUUAAUUCCUUGCAAUCAGGGUUUACCCAGUUUUUUUUUCCUUCAAUCACAGAAAACAUUCAGGAGGAAUACUGUUGCAGCUGAAAUUGGUGGGG